Aureobasidium uvarum is the source of this 1002-nucleotide messenger RNA. NCBI's taxonomy places the organism in Eukaryota, Fungi, Ascomycota, Dothideomycetes, Dothideales, Saccotheciaceae. The record is from the annotation of a GenBank genome assembly.
AUGUUCCUUCGCAGCCCAAUUCUUCGCCUUGCACAAACCCAACGCAAAUACGUUCGUGUACUACCCGAAGCAAUCACCAAACCCAUCUCCAACAUCAUGUCUUCCGAUGCACCUGAGCCCACUGGCCUGAAGGCCAAUAAGGGUCUUGAGCUCUUGACUUUCGGCACUCCCAAUGGUCACAAGAUUACAAUCUUCCUCGAGGAGUUGAAGGAGGCCUAUGGCAAGGACUAUAUCUACCAGAGCAUCAACAUUAUGAAGAACACACAAAAGGAGCCUUGGUACACAAAGUUGGGACCCAAUGGUCGUAUUCCUGUUCUUGUUGAUCAUGACAAGGGUGGUCUCGCGAUCCAAGAGGGUGCUGCCAUCCUUGCAUACCUUGCUAGACACUACGACUCGGAGAACAAGUUCUCCUUCAAGGAGGACCCUCAACUGUCUUACCAAGAACAAUGGGUCGCUUGGCAGCACGGCGGUCUAGGUCCUAUGCAAGGUCAAGCCAACCACUUCUUCAGACUGGCGCCCGAGAGAAUCCCCUACCCCACCCAGGUACGCAAACAUAGACUUUCCGGACUUUGUCCCUUGUCCUCCAUCCAUCAAGGUUCGGACUCGCAUACUGACCGCCUUUUGUGUCACAUANNGCGCUACGUAGGUGAGACGGAACGUCUCUUCGGCAUUUUGGACAACCAGCUCAAGGAUAACUCCNNCUACCUCGUCGGCAACAAGUACUCGAUCGCCGACAUUGCAAACUACAGCUGGGUCAACUUAGCCUACUUCUCCGGUGUCAACCUCAGCAAGUUCCCCAACCUCGAGAAGUGGUGGAAGUCGAUCAACGAUCGCCCGGCAGUCCAAAAGGGUCAAGCCAUCCCUGGGCCCUCGCCCUACACCAAUGACAACUUCUUGCAAAAGCUCAAGGAUGACAAGGAGUUUGCGGACAAGAAUGCCGAGUUGGAAAGGCUCAGGGAUGAGGCGCAGAAGCAAUACAAGUACAAGUACUCGAGCCCUUAA